GAUCUGGAUUUAAUUGAAUGCAGAUUUCAGGAUGGCUCUUAUGGUAUUCACAUCAAUUUUAGGAAUAAUUCCACUUUUGGCAAUUGGACUCAACUUUUAUAGAUAUCAAAAUAGCGACCCAGAGUCACAAAUUCAAGAAGCGCAACAGCUACGGCGGCAAUAUGACUUUAUAGUAAUUGGCGGGGGAUCAGCCGGAGCCGUGGUUGCUUCACGACUUUCAGAAGUAAAAAAUUGGACUGUGUUACUGCUCGAGGCGGGUGGUGAUGAGACUGAAAUAUCUGACAUCCCUGCAUUGACAGGCUACCUCCAGCUGACCGAUAUGGAUUGGCAAUACAAAACCGAGCCUCCUGACAAUCGAGGCUAUUGUCAAGCAAUGGUUGGAAAUAGAUGUAAUUGGCCUCGGGGGAAAGUUCUCGGCGGGUCCAGUGUUCUCAAUGCAAUGGUAUAUGUUAGAGGUAACAAACGUGACUACGACGAAUGGGAAGCUCAGGGGAAUCCGGGGUGGGGAUAUAAAGAUAUUUUGAAAUAUUUCCUCAAAUCUGAGGACAUUCGGAAUCCUUAUUUAGCGCGAACUCCCUAUCAUGACACCGGUGGAUAUUUGACUGUACAGGAGUCUCCAUGGCGGUCCCCACUUUCCCUUGCAUUUCUCAAAGCCGGAAUGGAAAUGGGUUACGAACAUCGCGAUAUAAAUGGCGAAAAACAAUCAGGCUUUAUGUUGACGCAGUCCACCAUCCGUCGAGGUUCACGUUGCAGCACAGCUAAAGCCUUCUUACGUCCCAUUCGUCGACGCAAAAAUAUCGAUAUUGUCCUCAAAGCCCAGGCCACUAAAAUCCUCAUAAGCAGAGACAAGAGAGCGUUCGGUGUGAAGUUCAUCAAAAACAACGUGGAGCAGACAGCGUACGCCAAGCGGGAGGUUAUUUCUUCAGCAGGAUCCCUGAAUUCAGCACAGUUGCUUCUGUUGUCUGGAAUUGGGCCAAAAGACCACUUAGCGGAAAUGAAGAUUCCAGUCGUAUCUGACUUGCCGGUCGGAAACAAUCUUCAAGAUCAUAUAGGCCUUGGUGGCUUAACAUUCAUCAUCGACGAGCCUAUAUCAUUUCUAAAGAAACGAUUCCAGACAGUCGCUGUAGGAAUGGAGUAUAUACUGAACGAAAGAGGACCUAUGACUUUUACCGGCGUUGAAGGCGUUGCAUUUGUUAAUACAAAAUACCAGGAUCCGGCUGUCGAUUGGCCCGACAUUCAGUAUCACUUCGCCCCGGGAUCUGUGAAUUCUGAUGGAGAUCAUAUUCGGAAAAUUACAAAUUUGCGUGAAGGGGUCUACAAUACCGUCUACAAGCCAAUUGUUAACUCGGAGACGUGGACUCUUCUGCCGCUCUUGCUCCGUCCAAAAAGUUCAGGUUGGGUGCGUUUACGUAGCCGUAAUCCAUUGCAGCCUCCGAAAAUUGAACCCAACUACUUCUCGCAUCCAGACGAUAUGAAAAUUCUGGUUGAAGGAAUCAAGAUUGCCGUAAAUAUGUCGUCGACGGCAGCAUUUCAAAAGUUCCGAUCCAGACCUCACAGUAUUCCCUAUCCCGCGUGUCGACACUUGAAGUUCUUGUCGGAUGAAUACUGGGCAUGUGCCGUUCGACAGUUUACCUUCACCAUAUACCAUCCUACUGGUACUUGCAAGAUGGGUCCUAGUUGGGACGCGACAGCUGUGGUUGACCCCAGACUGCGCGUGUAUGGAAUUUCAGGACUUAGGGUUGUUGAUGCCGGCAUUAUGCCGACUAUUGUCAACGGUAAUCCAAAUGCUCCUGUGAUUAUGAUUGCUGAAAAGGCUUCGGACAUGAUAAAGGAGGAUUGGAAUGCGAUACGAAGAUGAGGAUAGGCAAGCAGAAUUGAUUGGGAAUCUAGUACCCUUCGUCGUCAAUUCUGCUACCGGGACCAGUGGAGGAAUGACUAAAUUUAACCCCUUUUUUCUUUUAGAAUGUAUUUAUUGCUGAAUACCUCUGUAAGGAUGAAACAAUUUGACUUUGGUGCCAGAAUAGAAAGAAAAUUGAAAACAUGUCCACCAGAAGACAACGAACCUCUGCAUUGUACAAUACUCAAUUUGAAUCGCUUUAUUUCGCGUCAUUAUGUUAUAAUAAUAUGCUCUGUGAAGGUUUUCAGUAUUUCGAUUUGACUUUCGUGUUUGUGGUUAGAUAAUAGAUGAAAAUUGUUGACUAAUUAUGUUAUUAUGUUCUAUCAAAUUGUUAUUAUUUAUUGCGUUAUGAUAUGUGUAUUUUUUAAAA
This is a messenger RNA of Hermetia illucens (black soldier fly), 2267 nucleotides long. RefSeq names its product glucose dehydrogenase [FAD, quinone]-like. The transcript is spliced from 2 exons. Lineage: Eukaryota; Metazoa; Arthropoda; Insecta; Diptera; Stratiomyidae. The record is from RefSeq and is a predicted model, not a curated record. Bases 32 to 1858 code for a protein of 608 amino acids. Gene Ontology annotation, molecular function: flavin adenine dinucleotide binding; oxidoreductase activity, acting on CH-OH group of donors.